Molecule: messenger RNA, 819 nt
Organism: Letharia columbiana
Lineage: Eukaryota; Fungi; Ascomycota; Lecanoromycetes; Lecanorales; Parmeliaceae
Exons: 2
Coding region: 1-819 (272 amino acids)
Biological process (GO): rRNA processing; nuclear-transcribed mRNA catabolic process, RNase MRP-dependent; intronic box C/D snoRNA processing
Cellular component (GO): ribonuclease MRP complex; cytosol; nucleolar ribonuclease P complex
Molecular function (GO): ribonuclease MRP activity
Source: RefSeq, a predicted model, not a curated record
AUGGAGGGCAAAAAUCUAUCAGCAGCAUCUAGAAAGUCCAAGACAAUCUCCAGCCUAGAUACGCCAUACACACAUGUGCAAUGCCUGCUCAGUCCCAUUGGUGAACACAGGUCGCGGAACGUUGCUUCUUCUAAAGGAAAGCGGGCGAAGAAGAGGAAGAGAGAAGACGAUCCAAUCGUCAAAGACCGACAGGCGGCCUUUUCCAAAGGGCGACUUGCAAGAACGAGUGCUCUUGCACAACCGGAGAUCCAUGACCACUUGACUGUUGGCUUCAACACGACCACCAGAUAUUUGGAACGUUUGGCUCAAAAAGUUAGUCCAAGCACCGAUAAAGAUGAGAUCCCAGGUACAGUAGUGGCAAUGGAGACUUCUGCACGACCUUGUCUCAACCCUGCCAACAUCAAGCCAUUGGCCGCAGUCUUUGUUCCUCGCUCUGGCCAGCCACCUGUUCUCUAUUCACAUUUGCCGCUUCUUACCAAAGCCGCAUCUCUCGCUGUGCCUUCAUCACCAUCAACAAGGAUUAUAUCACUCCCAGAAGGAACCGAAGCCCAAUUGAAGACCGUUUUAGGUAUUCCGCGAGUUGGAAUGGUCGGCCUGAUAGACGGUGCACCAGACGCCUCGUCGUUGAUCGAACUCAUCAGACAGAACGUACCAGAAUUGGAGGUACCAUGGUUUCGAGAAGCGGUCAAAGGAGCAUACUUGGCCGUCAAGAUCAACACGGUUCGGACUGGCGCGCCACUCAAUCCAAAACGAGGGGCACGUUCGUCAAUAUUGGCAAUGGCGCCUGAUGAUGGAAUGUGGUAUGACAAGCGCCGCUAG